AUGGCAUAUCCUCAAUCAAUUCCCUUGGAUUAUGUGCACUUGGUUUGCCUCGGGCAUGUUCAAACAUUAAUAAAACGUUGGUGUCAGCUGAUUGAUAAAGAAAAAGUUAUGAAAAUGGAUAACAUGUUACUCAACACUCGUGUGCCACACAAUAUCCACGUUGUUUAUAAUGAAUUGAUUUCAACUGUUGAGUGCUGGAAAGUUAAACAUUUUCGACUUUUUGUACUCAACACUGGUUUGCCUAUAGGAAUUAUUUGUCUUCCUAUUUUAAAUGCAUCGCAUUGGACAAUUUAUUAUGUUGCCAUAAAACUUUUGCAUGCACCGGAAUCAAUAGAAGAUAUCAAUUUUGCAGAACAUUUAAUAAAUUAUUAUUGUCGUACUAUUUCUGAAGUUUAUGAUCAAUCAUUAGAAUAUUAUUCAUUACAUGCACACCUUCAUUUGCCUCCACAAGUACGAUUACAUGGUGGCUUGUCAUUCUGUUCCGCGAGAUAA
Molecule: messenger RNA, 492 nt
Organism: Rotaria socialis
Lineage: Eukaryota; Metazoa; Rotifera; Eurotatoria; Philodinida; Philodinidae
Source: the annotation of a GenBank genome assembly